AAAAAAAAAAAAUGCCAAGGCUAUUUGUGUGUUGAAAUGGAGCAAUUAUGAUUUUAACACAUAUUUGUGGGUAAAGAAUUUAUCAUAAUGGUGCAAAUGACUUGGCCAAUAUAUGUAAAAUAAAAUACUUGAUAAGCUCCAAUUAUCACAUAAAGUGAAUAUAAAAAUGUGAAGAAAAUGUCACUCUAUCAAUUGGAAUCACUGAGAUGCUUUAUAUACGAAGAUGUUGACUGUGUAUAGUCAUGGUUGUGAGAGGAAAAAAUCAACGACGAUGCUGGCAGUGUCAAGAUCCUAACUUUAAAGAGCCUAUAACAAAUGUCACUGCAUCGGUUGGACGUGAGGCAGUUUUGUCAUGUGUCGUACAAAAUCUAGGACAAUACAAGGUUGCAUGGUUACGAAUUGACACUCAAACAAUAUUAACAAUUGCCAGUCACGUGAUAACAAAAAAUCAUAGAAUUGGUGUUAGUCACAGCGAGCAUAGAACAUGGUUUCUACAUAUACGUGAGGUUCGACCAACUGAUCGUGGUGGUUACAUGUGCCAAAUCAAUACAGAUCCUAUGAAAAGUCAAACUGGUGUCCUAGAUGUUGUUGUUCCACCGGAUAUUAUUGAUAAUGAGACAAGUACUGAUAUUAUUGUGCGUGAAAAUAGUAAUGUCACACUGAGAUGUUCAGCAAGAGGAUCACCGACACCAAAUAUCACCUGGAGACGAGAAGACGGCAAUGAAAUUUCUCGUGGGAAUGACGAAAAAGCUAUAGCAGUGUAUGGCACAAAUUUCACAAUAACAAAAGUUAAUCGUUUGCAUAUGGGAUCGUAUCUUUGUAUUGCAACAAAUGGAGUACCACCCAGUGUCAGCAAACGUAUUGUUCUCAUCGUUCAUUUUUCACCUAUGGUCUCAGUUCAGAAUCAACUAGUUGGUGCUCGAGAAGGUCAAUCUAUGACUCUGGAGUGUUUAUCUGAAGCAUUUCCAAAAUCAAUUAAUUAUUGGACAAAGGAUAAAUCCGAAAUAAUUGCUCAAGAUGGUAGAUAUGAGCCAGUACUUGUGGAAAAUGCUUACAGGGUUCAUAUGAGACUUGUUAUACGUUCAGUCAGCGCUUCUGAUUUUGGAACGUAUAAAUGUGUUUCUAGAAAUUCACUUGGUGACACUGAUGGCAGCAUUAAACUUUAUCAAAUUACCUCGGAUAAUGCAAUUGAUCACAGUGAUAACACAAAGCACAAAAGUAAAUUGAGAAAAAAUACAAGUAACAAUUUGAUUGAAGGUAAACGAGAUAUUCUGAAAGAACAAGACUUGAAACUUCGUGGUAGAAAGGAUACUCUAGAUGGCGAUGAAGAUUACGAUGAUGAUUCAAGUGCGACAAAUAAAAAUUGCAAUAUUUUGUGUGUAAUAUUAUCAUUUGCAUUGGUAUAUUGUUUUCAUCAUCAUCCACAACUUCAAAUAUUUCAUCCAGCUUGAAAAUUAAUAUAAGUAUUUUCAAUUAAAAGUUUGUCAACGCAUAAAAAUAAUUUUUAAUUUAUUACAAUUUUGUGAAAUGUUAAAAUUUCAUUAUAAAAAUAAAUUGUUUGACAAAUUAACAUUGUAAUGCACUUAAAAUAGUGUUUUUUUUUUUUUUAAAUUACGUACUCAAACGAAAAAAACCAUCAGAAUGAGAUAAAAAAAAGAAAAAACAUUAAAUAAUUAAAUGCAAAACAAAAAUAAAUAAAUAAAAAAAUAUUGUACAAACGUAAAUAGUGCAUGUGGAUGAUUUUUGUGAGCUUGUAAUCUCUACAGUGUUGUUAAAAAUAUGAACAUUAUAAAGAAUAAAUUUUUAUUAAAUUGUGCUACGAGCUAAUUUGACAUUUGUAAAUAUACUAUUGACAAGUGCAGUGCGCGCAAAUGCAAGAACAAUAAAACUAGUCAUUUAAAAUUAAACAAAAUAAUAAUAAAUGUUAAUUAAGUUAAGAAUACAUUUACACGCACCGAUUUCAUCAAUAAAAAAAAAGACAUUUUUAAAUAUUAAUAUACCGCCAGUUGAAUUAAAUAACUUUUUAUUUAAAAAAUUUUAAUGCUACCGUAAUACAGGGUUCAUACUAGCACUGAUGAAAAAAAAUAAUAAUAAUCAAAACAAACUUUGGAAAAACAAACUUGAAAUUUGAUAGAGAAAUUUUUUUUUCAACUUUUUUAUUUCGAGUAUUAAAGUGUCAUUAUUAAAAUUCUAAUUACAA
Molecule: messenger RNA, 2200 nt
Organism: Aphidius gifuensis
Lineage: Eukaryota; Metazoa; Arthropoda; Insecta; Hymenoptera; Braconidae
Product: neurotrimin-like
Exons: 11
Coding region: 243-1451 (402 amino acids)
Cellular component (GO): neuron projection
Source: RefSeq, a predicted model, not a curated record